AUGGCGCCGUCGCUUGGUCCUUGCAGUGGCAAGGUGGAGAAGGCCAUAAGGCCAUGGUUUGGCACGGCAACAAGAGGUGCAACAAUUCCAGCCGCAUGUAUGGUCGUUCUGGCGGCCAUUGGCGAUUGUUCUAUGGCUUUCGGAGGCUGCGACAAGGAUAUGAAUAUGGAAAAUAAUUGCAUGGAAGAUGGAGAAGGUGAAACAAGCCCUGGCUUGAACAUUUCAGAAGGUGAAAGCAACGAAAAGUCAUCACAAGCUAUGAAAGGUAAUGAAAAAAUAGAUUUGGUUCAUUCUAGCAUUCAAAAACAACUAAUUCCUGUGAUUGGGAUGGAGUUUGAGACAGAAGACUUAGCAUUUAAAUUUUACAAUGCAUAUGCAUACAAUAUUGGUUUUAGUAUUAGAAGAAGUAGCUGUCACAAAUUCAAAAGUGGCCAGUUGAGAGACAGGCUUUUUGUUUGCUUCGCUGAAGGUAAGUGUAAAAUUGAUAAGCGUGUUUCUAAUGUGAAAUAUCAUCGUGCUGAGACAAGAUGUGGAUGCUUAGCAAGGAUGAAAAUUAGUUGUCAUUUGAAUGAGAAGUAUCGUGUCAUAGAAUUUGUUUCUGAGCAUAACCAUGUGACUACAAGUCCGUCUAAGACUCAUUUGUUUAGGUCUCAUAGGAAGAUCACUCUUGCACAAAUAGCUGAAGUUGAUAUGGCUGAUAGUUCAGGAAUUGCUCCCAAAGCAACUCUUGAAUUUUUAAGUAGACAAGCUGGUGGUCGGGAAAGUCUUGGAUUUAUUCCUGAUGAUUACAAGAACUACUUACAUUCAAAACGAACAAGAGAAAUGAAGUUAGGAGAUACAGGUGGUGUGUUAGAGUAUCUGCAACAAAUGCAAUUGAAUGAUCCUAAUUUUUUUUAUGCUAUACAAGUGGAUGAAGAUGAUUUGAUCACUAAUAUUUUUUGGGCUGAUACGAGGAUGAUGGUAGAUUAUGAUUAUUUUGGUGAUGUAGAACUUGUUGCUGUCAAUAAUUUAAGCAUGGAAUUUCCAGUUAGCAUGGUCAACUUGUUGCAGGCACAAUCACCAUUGGAAGGAGAAUGUGGGUUGUUUAGCUCUCAAUUCACAAGUGCCGGGGCCAAGAGUUAUAAUGUUGAAGUAGAUCCACCUUUUUCAAUUGACAAGAGUCACCAAGCGUCAUAA
Prunus avium (sweet cherry) is the source of this 1176-nucleotide messenger RNA. NCBI's taxonomy places the organism in Eukaryota, Viridiplantae, Streptophyta, Magnoliopsida, Rosales, Rosaceae. The record is from RefSeq and is a predicted model, not a curated record.